UUCAAAAAUGGGCCAAUCAGAAGCGCGUAUUUAACUUUGAAGUCUGCAUUUUUUUGCCAAACGUAAAUUAUUUUCAAAAAUGAAUCUCGACACUAAAAAACGUGAAAUAAUAAAUUUAUUGUACAGUGAAGGUUUAAUACGUUCGUGAUUGAGUAUUCGUUAGUUAAGGUAGUUGUAAAUAAGCAGUUUGUUGUUGAUGUAACCACAAAAUUUUGCACUCAAAAUGGACGAAGUCAACGCUCGUAUUGUAAACCAACAGUCGUCCAUAAGCAUAGAUUCUAACGCCGAAGACUUUACAAAAACGGAAACGGUCCUGCUCCCCCUGGACAAGAGGCUAUGCUUGGUCGGGCCGUUGGCGGCCGAUCCCGACGUAUGCAACUGCGCGCAAACUUUCGGGGUUCCCGUAAUUACGUCCGACGACGGACUGCAAUACUUGGAGGAUCGAUCGUGCAAAACGAUAUACGUACUGAACACGUUCGACGAUGACCUGUAUAACACGUUGUAUAAGCAGAGGCAGUCGAUUUUGGGGCCGGUGGCGUUACGGCAACUAUCGCAGAAACAGGAGCAGCUACCCGAUAAUACCAGACCGCUAUUUAAUUUGUCGAUGACGGGCGUUAUUGUGUGCUUUACGGGGUUUCGUAAUAAAAACGAGUUGAGUUUGGUCGUGCCGUUAGUGCAUCACAUGGGCGGAUCAAUUCGGAAGGAUAUGUCCGUGAAGGUUACACAUUUAAUCGCGAAGAGUAGCGGUGGCGAUAAGUAUCAGUACGCUGCUACGUUUAAGGUUCCCGUCAUGCAUCAGUCGUGGGUGUUCACCUGUUGGGAGCAGAGAUUUAACCCGGAUUUUAGCGCGACUCUUGACGUGGUUGUUGCCGAACACAAACUAAAACCUUUUCACGGUGCCAAGGUUUGCUUCCUCGGUUUUCCCGAGGAUGAGGAUAAACAUAUGGCUGAGGUUUUAGAAUCGAAUGGCGGAAGUGUUACGCAUUUGGAAGAUGUUGAUUGUACUCAUGUAGUGAUGGAGCAAGCAGAGAUUUUCGACGUGGACCAUAUUAACCUUUCCAAACCCGCUUCAUCUAUCGCGCCAUUUUUAACUAAUACCAAAGAAACCCUUCACGAAGAUCAUCAAAAUCUUAAUAACACUUACUUUGACGAUACGUGUGUAACGGAAGAUCUCAAUAGCACAACGUCAUCGGGUAAACGCAAACGUGAGCUGUUCGCCGCCGCAGUGAACAAGCGCCGAUGCGAUCUGAGCUACAGUGAGAACGCCCGCAGGAGACUUUCCCACUUGCUCCGUACGCCGUUAAAUUACUUGUCGAGGAGGCGGCAAACGAUCGGCGGGCAACCGGCGAACCAAAAGACGAGCUCUGGCGACUUUCGAGUGGAAACGAUCGCGUCGUGCGACACUCGAACAAGUUUUCGCCACAAAAACGUUAAAAAGAACUUAUUUAAACGAUCAUUUAAAUCCGACAAGUUUAAACGUAAGCGUAGCCUAAAAAUGUGUGACCUAAAUGCAAGUAAUUUAUCUGAAAUCGACGGAAGAGACUCUCUUAAUAACAGUUGCUUUCCCGACUUUUCCUCCUAUGCAUUUCCCGACAUUGCGACAAGCGCUAGGAACACAAGAGAAUCAUCUGGCGUUGCGGUCGUCGAUGAGUCGACCGUGGCCGAACGUCCGGAGAUCUCCUCGAGAGCCCAAUUUGUAAAGGCGGAAUGGUUUUGGACCUCUGUACAGAAACAGAUUUGUCUCGACGAAAAAGAAUACUUAUUUGACGAUUACAUAGAGCAAGUUCUGUCGCCAUCGGCGAGGCGAGAGUCGCAACCGAGCGCGACACCGAGCAGCGCCACCAGACGGAAACGGAAAAGACUGCAGGAAACGUUAUCGUCACUUGCCCUACAACCUUCGCCCAGUGUUUACAAACGUAGGUCUUCAGUAAGCGACGCCGGGCUCUUAUCCGUGUCGGGAUCAUUUUUGGAUUGCACCGCGAGUCCAGAAAAAUGCCUGAACGACCUGCCCGAAAGUAGUCCGGCCAUCGAAACUCGCAAAGCUCUAACGGCACGACAGCAGGUGGUGAUGGAGCUAGUACAAACCGAAUCGAAUUAUGUUAACAUUUUAAAUACGAUAAUGACGAUGUUCAAAAAACACUUAGAAGACAUGCCCGAAGAAGAAGCCUUACUGAACAACACCGAAUUAAAAAUCAUCUUCGGCAACCUACCCCUAAUUUACGAAACGCACAUAAAAAUGCUCGAAGAAUUGCGCUGGACGUCCGCCCACUGGACCGAGGAGCGCAGCAUCGGCAACAUAAUUUUGAAAUACUCGACGGACUUACUAAAGGCCUACCCACCGUUCGUAAACUUCUUCGAGGAAAUGAAGGAGAUGCUCCUGAUGUGCGACGCGAAUAAGCCCAGGUUUCACGCGUUUCUGAAGGCGUGCCAGACGAGGCCGGAGUGCGGGCGCCAAAAAUUGCAAGAUCUGCUAAUAAGACCCGUGCAGAGGUUGCCUAGUAUUAGUUUAUUAUUAAACGAUAUUUUAAAACAUACGUCUAAGACAAAUUCUGAUCAUAUAGCUUUAGAUCAAGCGCUAGCCGCUCUGAAAGAGGUUAUGACGCAUAUCAAUGAGGAUAAGAGAAAGACGGAGGGCCAGCGAGUAAUGUUUGAUAUUUUUAAUGACAUCGAUAACUGUCCACCCGAUUUAAUCUCCUCACAUCGAACCUUCGUCACCAGAGCCGAGGUGAUACAGCUUUCCUCGUCCGAGGGACUCUCGAGCAAGGGCAAUUUCCUCGUCCUAUUUCUGUUCACCGAUCAGCUGGAGGUGUGCAAGAAGCGAUCGAAGGCGUUCAACACGCUCAAGAGUCCGAACACCGUCAACGGAUACCAUCAGAAGUCGACCAGUAAACCGUACAAGCACGUCAAACUGAUGCCCCUCAGUCACAUAAAGCGAGUUAUCGACAUUAAAGAAACGGAAGACUGCCAGCGAGUGUUCAGCCUCGUAUUUAGGAAUAACGACGAAAUCAAAGAGCGUUUGUUUUCGUUCGCGAUGACCGAAAGCGACGUGGAUAAGGUGACCUUUUUGAAAACGCUUUGCAGGCAGAUGGCGACAAACGCUUGUACUGCAGACGCGGACAAGUUCUUGGCGUACUUAGAACAUCAACAGUUGGACAUAGACACGAGCGAUAUAAAUAAUGGAACGUUAUCGAAAGCUUUCAAAUUUGCUAAUAGAACGAGACUGAAAGUGGGGCGGGCUUUUUCUUUUAAUAAGACACCUUCGAAACUGAAACGCGCCGUUUCUUCUAUGAUGUCACCGUUUGGCAGCUCCACGAAUAUUACGCCGGCUUCCCAACUGGCGCAGAUGAGACUUGCUAGUUACAGCAAUAUAAAUAAUUUCCCAGAUCGGAGUCCUGGCUUUUCUCCCAUCUUUUGUUUGUUACUUGAAAUGUAGCUUCUUUUUGUGGGCUUUGUUUUGUUGAGGUGCUGUGAAAAGAAAAGUUUUGCCGUCUAAGACCACAGAACUACUACUAGGAUGUAGCUCUUAAGCUACUCUGAUUUGUUGUUGAUUAGAUCAUUUGCGAAAGUACCAUCGUCCGCUAGUCAGUGGUGAAGUUGGCUGUUUAAAUUUCAAGCCUUCAACAAUUUGUCAAGAUCAUUGAAUCACUCAAGCCCCACAACCACAUCGAGGAACAGUGAGGAGGGGGAAAUUGAGUGAGUCCCUACCCCAAGGGAAAUGAAUUAUGCUCCUAUUUUUGUGGCCUUUUUGUCAAAAAUUGGUAAAUAAAAUACAUUCAAAGAAGUCAAUUUUACUUAUUAUUUAUAAAAAAUCUAUUUACGCCCCAAUGUUUUUAAUAUGCAGAUAAGGUGGAUUAAACCAAUUUUUAUGUAGUGGCAUGCAAAAACUGCUACCAUAAAAAAAUGAUUCCCUACAUUUCCUAUAUUCCCUGGAUCCUCUGCAGUCACUGAAUUCCCUAGAUUCUUUACAUUAUCUAGAUUCCCUAAUUUUCCUAGGUUCCCUAGAUUUUCCAGACUCCAUAGAUACCCUAGAUUCCCAAGAUUUACUAGAUUCCUUAAAUUCCAUAGAUUCGCUACAAACCUUACACACCCUAGAAUCCUUAGAUUCCUUAUAUUCCCUAGACACCCUUCACUCCCUAGAUUUCCUGGAUUCACCAAUUGAUUUUUUUUUAUUGUUUCUAUGUUUCAAUGUCUUAGUCAUUUAUCUUUAUAGGGUUCGCUGUUAUGUUUUAGGAGUGAAAAAUUUAAUAUCCAAAGAAUCACGCUAUUUGGCAUCAAGAAUCUUACCCUCAUAGAGUAGGUCUUUACCCGGUUAGAUGUAGAGUGC
Messenger RNA from Photinus pyralis (common eastern firefly), 4324 nucleotides. It is a transcript of the gene pbl, whose product is annotated as protein ECT2. Gene Ontology annotation, cellular component: nucleus; cell cortex. Gene Ontology annotation, biological process: intracellular signal transduction; regulation of cytokinesis, actomyosin contractile ring assembly; activation of GTPase activity. NCBI's taxonomy places the organism in Eukaryota, Metazoa, Arthropoda, Insecta, Coleoptera, Lampyridae. The record is from RefSeq and is a predicted model, not a curated record. Gene Ontology annotation, molecular function: guanyl-nucleotide exchange factor activity; GTPase activator activity. The transcript is spliced from 13 exons. The coding region runs from base 224 to 3433 and encodes 1069 amino acids.